AUGGCGAGCUUGGAGAUAGGCAAUGACUCGGACGAGACGGUGUGCAGCGGGACUGGCGGCAAGGGACCGGAAAACGAGCUGACGAGAGACUUUCUAGAGUGGAGCAAAAGGCCGGCGGGUUCGGACAAGAAGGGAUGCCGGGGGACGGGGAAGACGCCGGUGUCGCUGGUCGAACGGUACGAGAUGCUCGAGGAGACGAUACUGCAGAAGCUGGAGACGUGGUUGUCGUACAUGGACAACUUUGUGGCGGUGCAGGCGGUGUUCCCGUCCCUGGAGCGACGGACGAGGGACUCGGCGGUGUUCCGGCCCCUCAGCUUCUGCCUCCGGCAGGUGGCCAAGAUCUACAUUGUGAUGAUCCUCAUCUACUUGAAGCGGUUUGUGCUGCGGCUGCAGCGGAUCAACCGGCUCAUCGGUGUGGUGAAGACGGAGGCGGCCAUCAUCCGGGGGAACUUCCUCAUGAAGGGCUCGCACGUGACGGAGUACCAUGAGCGGUGUCUCCGGGUGUUGUACACGGAGAAGGUGAAGGCGGUGGUGGAGAUAGUGGGCUACGCGAACGACCUCGUGUUGAACCUCAGCCUCGUGACGAAGCGGUUCCGGCUCGGACGGGCGCUGCGCAAGCUCGUGGGCUUUGUCAGCUGGAUGGUGAACGUGUACCGGUUGUGCCGGGACGAGACGCAGGAUGCGAAGAACGACGCCGCCAUGUCUGAGAUCGAGGCCAGGGUCGCUGUGUAG
Molecule: messenger RNA, 732 nt
Organism: Pichia membranifaciens NRRL Y-2026
Lineage: Eukaryota; Fungi; Ascomycota; Pichiomycetes; Pichiales; Pichiaceae
Exons: 1
Coding region: 1-732 (243 amino acids)
Source: RefSeq, a predicted model, not a curated record